UACGAUAUUUGUUAUGCGUCUGCUACUGCUGGUCGCUGUGACCGAAAAGUCCAACAAAAGUUACAGAGCAGAGUAGGGAAAAACUACGAAAUAAUGGCAGGGAUACGAGACAGAUAUGAGGACAUUCUGGACCCCCGACGGAAAGGAUCAUCCAUCCGGUUCGCAUUGCAGACAUUGCAAAAUCUACCAGAAUACAAGCAUAUGCGCCGACAGACACCCAAAGAAGUGAAAGAAGAGGUCCUAAAGUCUCAGCGAUUGAGGCAUGUUAUUGAACAGCUUGUAUCAGAGAAAGGUUUAGAGGAGGAUGUAAUCUACAAGGAAGCAGACGCCAUCCUAGAGGAGAUGGGGCACAACCUCAACAUGACAACGCUGCGUUCCCUAGCAACCAUUUUUGCCAAAAUCUUUUGUAAACUCUUCAGGCACGUUUACGUCAACCAAAGUGGAAUUCAAAAGAUGAGAGCAAAGAUGAAGGAUACUCCGGUUGUGCUUCUGCCAACCCAUCGCAGCUAUCUGGAUUUUCUUCUGAUGUCUUACAUCCUCUUCCAUUUUCAUCUUCCUCUUCCUUAUAUUGCUGCAGGAGCAGAUUUCAUGCAUAUGAAGUUUGUCGGUGAGAUCUUGAGGAAGUGUGGUGCAUUCUACAUCCGACGAUCGUUCGGCUCGGACCGUCUCUACUGGGCGAUCUUCACCGAGUAUGUCCAGAUAAACCUCAGCAACAGCGAAGGUCCUCUGGAAUUCUUCAUCGAAGGAACCAGAAGCCGCACAGGAAAGUUCUUAUCGCCCAAACUAGGGCUGUUGUCUGUUGUUAUUGAACCAUUCCUAAAGGGUGCCGUUCCCGACGUCACCCUCGUGCCUAUUAGUAUGAGCUAUGAGAGGAUAGUAGAAGAGAAACUACAUGCCCAAGAGAUGUUAGGCAUACCCAAACCUAAAGAAUCAACUUCAGGUUUGGUGAAAGCUAGGAGUAUUUUUCAAGAGGAUUUCGGGAGCAUAGUUGUUCAUUUCUGCGAUCCUAUUUCUUUGAGAGAUCAGAUGAAGUCCAUUGAUCGAUCAAGGCAUAAUCUUAUUCCUAGGUUCAUGUUCUCGGCAAUGCCAGAAGAGCAGGCGACGAUAGGCAGCGUUGCCCAGGCAGUACAGGAGGUGCAACGGGACCACAUCAUCAUGUCACCGUGGGUGCUGUGCGCAGCAUGCCUGCUUCAACAACCUGAUUCCUACAGUGUAAGGGAACUAACAAGCCAAGUGACGUGGCUCAAGGACAUGGUCAGGCAGUACAGCAUUCAAGUGGGGCCAAUUGGUUGGGGGUCACAUGACAUCAUCAAUUCAGCAUUCAAGAUCCACCACAGCCUCGUCAAACAGCACAAAGAUGGCCGCGUCGCGUUGAGUCGCUCCCUCUACAGUCCAGAUGCCACUGUAGAUACAUCGACAAUAGAGGGCGUUCUGACGCAUGCAGCUGUUCACAUGGACCUAGCUAUGUAUCGCAAUUACCUGGCUGCAUCCCUCGCUUCACAGGGGAUGUUAUCCCUUUCUUUCUGUGGCUUGGACAAAUGCUCUCAAGAUGAGCUUUAUGAGCAGUAUCAGUUCCUUUUCAAGCUGUUUACUGAAGAAUUUACAUCAAAUCCCAUUCAUUCACAACAGAAAUUUGAGCGCACUCUCGCCAUAUUUGUUGCUUGUGGGACAUUGGAGAAUGACAGAGGAGAAGUGAGAAUAACCGCUAAAGGAGAGAGAGAGAUUUCUUUCUUUACUGAGAUGAUGUCACCUUUUCUGCUCGGAUACUGGCUGGUAUGUCAGUACCUGAUUGUGCAUCCCUCAUCGUCUCCUCAAGGUGUUCCUAUCAAACAAAUAGCUAAAGAUAUCCAGAUGAAGAUAGCAACCACCAUCUCGCAAGGUAAAUUGCAUCACUAUGAGAUACUUUCUCUGAAUCUACUGACCAAUGCAUUGACUGCCCUUACACAAAUAGGAAUCCUAGUCAGAGAAAAGAGUAACAACGGGCCUCUCAUCUCAUGGUCUGCAGAGCCAGUAUCUAGGAUUGCAGACAAGAUUAGCGAGUUUAUUCAGGUGCCUACAGACAUUACAUCGUUCUCUCAGAAAGGUGAAGUAGCCCUUGCAGCCAAAUUAUGAAACCCUUCACUAAUUGCACCUUUGACAUUGGUUUCAUGUUUGAAUAAAGCAAAGUUACAGGCAGUCAAGGCAUUCCCUCUAUGAGGAUUGUACUUGCGGAUGACCAUGAAGCUUCCACAGAGUAAGAGGCAAGUUUACCAAGUGAUCUGUAAGAGUUUCUACCUCCAAUUUGCUACAGUAGUCUGUGCGGUGAAUUGCCACUUGGUCCAGACCCACUUUGUCUACUUUCCAUUCGGUCCCAUCCCACAUGGUCUAAUGCUAGUUCAUCUAUUAAAGGAAAAUGAAACCUUUGGAACAAGAUAGGUUGUGGGAAAACAGAAAAGUCAAAGAAACAGAUCAAGGAAAGUUUGAGAAAAAUCUAAUGAAUAAUAAAAAAGUUGUGAGUUGUGGCACAUGAGCAUAUUGAUUUUAUAUGUCUCAACAUCCCAGUAAGUAUUUGAAGUUUAAAUCAUUAUUGUAAUGUAGAUCCUCCCAUUGGCAAUGUGACAAGGAUGUGUGAUGUCACAUGUGAACAACUGUCCCGUUACUUGCGUAUAUAUUUCACUUAAAAUUCCUCUUUCAUCACAUCUAUCAGUAGAUCAUGAUUUCUUCCUAUAAGAGGGCUUGUAAAUACAGAUUUUCAAGGGAUCGAUCAUGAAUAAAGAGUUUGUAUCACCAUAAGAAAGAGUAAAAAGAGGCAGGUUGGGGUAUUUUAUAGUCCAUCAAAGGGAA
This is a messenger RNA of Lytechinus variegatus (green sea urchin), 2823 nucleotides long. It is a transcript of the gene gnpat, whose product is annotated as dihydroxyacetone phosphate acyltransferase-like. The coding region runs from base 94 to 2112 and encodes 672 amino acids. Gene Ontology annotation, molecular function: glycerone-phosphate O-acyltransferase activity. Lineage: Eukaryota; Metazoa; Echinodermata; Echinoidea; Temnopleuroida; Toxopneustidae. Gene Ontology annotation, biological process: ether lipid biosynthetic process. The record is from RefSeq and is a predicted model, not a curated record. The transcript has 15 exons. Gene Ontology annotation, cellular component: mitochondrial membrane; peroxisomal membrane.